Trichomonas vaginalis G3 is the source of this 603-nucleotide messenger RNA. Its product is annotated as protein of unknown function, DUF4106 family. The transcript has a single exon. The record is from RefSeq and is a predicted model, not a curated record. The annotation marks the transcript as partial. NCBI's taxonomy places the organism in Eukaryota, Parabasalia, Trichomonadida, Trichomonadidae.
AUGCCACGUAAGCUACGUAAGAAUAUACGUAAGAGGAAGGGAGCAUUGAAACAUCCAAUAGUAAAACUGACACCACAACAACAGUUGCAACAACAAAUGAUGAAUGACCCCACUAUGUUGCAACAAAUGUCAAGCAACCCUAUGCUUUUAAACCGAGUUAUUGGUGCACAGAGUGGAGGUUUAAGAGCGGCACUUUUAGCGAAAAUGGCAGGCUAUGGUGGAGCUGCAGACGGAACAGCUUAUAACCCUCAAAGUCAAAUGAAUUUGAGUUCACUCAAAAAUCAAAUAACAGAUGUCAAAAAGUCAAACAUAGACAUACAGAAACAAAUAAGUGAAAACGAAAAGAAACUAGAAUAUGACAGACACACAAAGAAACUCAAUGAGUUAAACGUAGAGAAAAAGAAGAAAGAAGAACAACUGAAAGAACUAAGUACAGAGGAAUAUGCGAAAAAAGUGUCAGAAAAAGCAGCAGAAGUAGCAAAAAUGGAACAAGAUGUUAUAAAUUUGAAAAACCAUACUACUCAAUAUAAAGUACUGAAAGAUGAAGAGAUAAAACAAAAAGCCAUGAAGACAUAUAUGGAUAGCGAUGAGUAUAAAAAAGAA